AUCACACGGGAGUCUAUCCUAGGCUAGCCUAUGGGGUUAAGAAGACUGUAGACAGAGGGAGAUGGCGGCGUGUGACUGAUUAAUCGGUUAAUAACAUACAACAAACUUUCACUUUGUUUUCACAUAUCAUCAGUGGGAAAACUUUUACGCUGUUACACGCAAACUGUUUGGGGUGCACGUACACACAAGUGCAGCACCCUGGGAGUGGCCCUUGCCACAUGACGGGAGGGAGUGGGCACGGCGCACAACAAUAGAACCAGUAGCAGUAACAGAGCGGCCCGGGACACCAGCCUCAGAUAUGGCCGAUGAUGUUAAUAAGGAGCUGCACCCAUGCAGCCAACAGCACGGUCACCUCCCGGAUCCCCGGCCCAGCUCUCCCACCCAGCACGACAUCACGGACACUCCCGCAGCUUCCCGGCAUCCGCCCUCCCGCUGUCCGCCCGGUCUGUUACCGCUCCCUCCGGGGCUGCUGCAGCUGCGCUUUGAUCGCAACAUCAAGCAGGCAUUCUACAACACAGGUGCGCUGCUGUUCGCCGCCGGCUGCUGCGCGGCCUCGGUCCUGGUCUACUUUAUCCUCGAGGCCUUCCUACGGCCGCUGCUUUGGGCUGCGCUGUGCGGAACCUUCCUUCACCCCUUCAAACACUCGCUAACUGCCGUAUGCCGACGCUGGCUGUGCGGGCUUCAGCACCGGGGCUCUCCCCUGGCCCUUGCCGCGCUCUUGCUGCCGGUCAGCUUUGCAAACCACAGCCUCGAGGCCCUGGGAGGAAUGGUGUCUCGCAGGCUGCGUGUCCUGGUGCCUGUGCUGGCCGGAGCACCUCUCGUAUACCUGCUGUACUGCGCAGGUAGCUACUUGGGGGUCCGGGAGCUGCUUGGACACCUAUGCUGCCUGAUCUGCGGGGCCCUGGACUACUUCAGCACGCUGUGGGUUUGGACAUUGGUCAUUGGGUAUGCCCUAGCAGUCUCAUUCAAGUGGAAUGAAGAUACUCAGCGCUACCUUACUGCCAUUUCAAUUCCUGUAUGGUUCAUACUACUGUUCCACUUGGCAUCUAUUGCUGGAUCUUGGAAAAUUCCAGUGUUCUUCCUUAUUGUAUUCCUGAUGACAGUGGGUACCCUGCAUGAGAAACAGACUACACAAGGUUCAUCAGCUACAGUGCUCCCUGGGCCAAUGCUAACCAUUGCAGCGUCAACUAUUGCUAUGGCAAUAUCCAUUACUGGUUUUGAGGAGCACCACGAAGAGAUGGCUACAGCACAGCCCACAGCUGAAGCAGUUACAAAUGACACUCCUACCACUCCACUUUCAUUGUCGUUUGGUAGGUCAAAAAGUGACAUUGGAGCUUUUCUGAAAAAGAAGAAAACCAGCGACAUCUACUUUGUACUACUUAUGUGGGCUAUUGUUAUUGUACAGCUAUGGCUUCAUUUAUGGAUCAUACAGCUUCUGCCAGUACCUAUUGCAGUUUUCGCAGUUAAGAAAUUGGUGAUCCACUUUGGAGUAAUUGAUUUCUUGGCAAAUCGUUUUGGCUGUUGGUGGGAAGUAAUAGAAGGUUUUCUGACAGAACGUCAGGAGGCAUUGGCACCUAGACCCAUUCGAGGCCUGGGAAGGUUCAUCCUUAAAGUCGACGGUAAGAUGAUUAUUUGGUUAGAGAAAGCUCUUGACAAGAUUAUAAGCAUAUUCAUAAUUUUUCUGCUGGUAAUCGGGACCCUGCUGUUAACCUUACUCUUAACAGCAAAGGUACAUGAAGAAAGUGUGCAUAUUAUUGCAGUGACCAGCAACUUAAUAAACGAGACUGUUUCCAAUCAUCCUGAAUGGGCAAAUUGGCUUCCUGAAGCACAAGUUAUCCAGAAUGCACUGAACUCUGCUGCUAACAAUGUGUAUCAGUAUGGAAGAGAAUGGAUCACCAACAAGCUACACAAGGUACUAGGUGAAAAAGUAAACAACACAGCUAUAAUUGAGAAGCAAGUUCUAGAGCUCUGGGACAGGCUAUACCAUUCUUGGGUUAUUAAGAAUGUGACAAAUUCUGGCAGAUACAAGGGUCACAAGAUGCAAAUACAACGUCAGAACAGUUGGUUAGGAGACGUUUUGGAUUGGCAAGAUAUUGCUUCGUUUGUUCAGGAGAACAUUGCAACAUUUCUCUCGAUAUUGGAGUCUCUGUGGAUUGUGAUGAGUCAUAAUUUGAGUUUACUUUUUACUACUGUGACAACCCUCUUUACGGUCAUCGUCUAUAGUGGCACGGCGCUUCUAAAUUUUGUGUUAUCAUUGGUUAUUUUCCUGACGACAUUGUUCUACCUCCUGAGCUCCAGUGAUGAGUACUACAAACCAGUAAAAUGGGUUAUAAGUCUCACACCACUCUCUCAGCCUGGCCCAUCUUCCAAUAUAAUUGGACAGUCGGUAGAAGAAGCCAUAAGGGGUGUAUUUGAUGCUUCCCUAAAAAUGGCUUGCUUCUAUGGAUUAUAUACAUGGCUUACUCAUACAGUCUUCGGGAUAAACAUUGUGUUUAUACCAUCUGCUCUUGCAGCAAUUCUUGGAGCAGUGCCAUUUCUGGGGACAUAUUGGGCUGCAAUACCUGCUGUUCUGGACCUAUGGUUUUCCCAAGGUGCAAGUUGCAAAGCUGUGUUACUUCUUCUGUGUCAUCUGUUGCCAACUUACUGUGUAGACACAGCAAUCUACUCUGAUAUAUCCGGUGGUAGUCAUCCUUAUUUGACGGGCCUGGCAGUGGCAGGAGGUGCCUACUACCUGGGAUUGGAAGGUGCAAUUAUUGGACCCAUUCUACUUUGUAUACUGGUUGUUGCUGCUAAUAUUUACAGUGCAAUGCUAGCGAGUCCAACUUCUGCAGUACCAACUCCAUCAACAACUCCUUGGCCAGUGCAAAUUCAACAGCAAUUCAAGGAAAAUCUUCAAGAAAAAAAGCACACAGCUUCAUGAUAAUAGACUUCAGAACGUAAUCUUCGUGAACCUUAAAAGCAGUGGCCUUUUUUGUGUACCUUUUAUUGAUCUUUACCCAAGUGAAUAAGCACUGCAGCCUUCAAAGGAGGGACCCCUUUGUGUAUAAAAUAGCUUUAUAAAGUGGAUUGAACACAGUUAACAUAAAUUUUCUAUCUUUCUCUAUUGACUUUGGUGAUAAAAUGAAGUAAAACAUCUGCAAGCCUUACACCUAAAAA
This is a messenger RNA of Pseudophryne corroboree (corroboree frog), 3156 nucleotides long. It is a transcript of the gene TMEM245, whose product is annotated as transmembrane protein 245. The transcript has 17 exons. Bases 299 to 2920 code for a protein of 873 amino acids. The record is from RefSeq and is a predicted model, not a curated record. NCBI's taxonomy places the organism in Eukaryota, Metazoa, Chordata, Amphibia, Anura, Myobatrachidae.